Molecule: messenger RNA, 4990 nt
Organism: Nematostella vectensis (starlet sea anemone)
Lineage: Eukaryota; Metazoa; Cnidaria; Anthozoa; Actiniaria; Edwardsiidae
Product: volume-regulated anion channel subunit LRRC8A
Exons: 4
Coding region: 43-3078 (1011 amino acids)
Biological process (GO): proteolysis
Molecular function (GO): cysteine-type endopeptidase activity; protein binding
Source: RefSeq, a predicted model, not a curated record
UCAUUAAGCACUAAUGCAUUAAGCUUAAUGCAUUAAGCAGUAAUGCCCUUGUUUUGGGCAAUUUACAAUUUUAUUCGUGGAUUGAAAGACUCAAUCCGACAUCACUGGUUUGUUAGACACAAACCAACAAUCACCGGAUCGAAAGACUCGAUCCACAAAGCUCAGCAAAGAAACAAUCAAAACAAUACAAACACUGAGAUAAUUAUUAAGCAAUUUGUGCUUGACAUUUGUAUAAUAGAUAAUCAAGCCAAGAUAACCACUAUCUGCGCCACUGAGUACUCACCUCUGCUCUGCAUUUCAAGCAGCACAAAGAUGUUUCCCAUAGAGCAACUCGCACGAUUUGAAGCAAGCAACUCUGCCUAUCGACUUCUUAAGCCAUGGUGGGACGUGCUCACGGAUUAUCUUAUAGCUGCAAUGCUUGUAGUUGCUGUAUUGGCCGGGUUAAUGCAAGCAUCCAGUGGAAGGUUGGUCUGUCUGCCUGCCGAUUGUCGCCCGGAAAUAAAUCAAAGUGCCCAGAAUGUUGGCUACAGCACUGCUUCCUUGUAUAACCCUAAUUCUACUUCCACAAGUAAAGAGAGAAAGGUGUUGACAAAUCUUCAAGACAGAAAUCAGUAUGAUUUUGUAGAAGCGGAAUGCAACCAGAGAGCUGUCCACUUGUUUACAUCAUACUUCCCUCUUAUUGUUUUCGGGGAGGCAAUAUUAUUGCUAGUUGUCCAUAACUUCUGGCUCAAGUGGCCUGACACGUCAGGAAUGUUUGAGUGUUUUUUAAAUCUGUUGACGGAAUGUUCAAACGUGUCUGGUACAUCUCUAGCUAUAGCAAACUCACUAUGGGGAACUGAAUUAUUAGAUUCGGACAUAAAGCACGUUUCUUUUACAGAAGAAGGAGAUAUAGAUUUUAAACAACUAUUUUCGCGGCAAACUAAAGAAGUAGGUGUCUCAGAGCAGUAUGGUGUCGAGUCCAGCUCGAGUCCAGAUCCAGAUAAGAUCGAAAUGUUUUCAGUUAGUUGUCAAACUCAAGAAGCAGGUGUCUCAGAGCAGUAUGGUGUCGAGUCCAGCUCAAGGCCAGACGCAGAUGAGAUCAAGGGGUUAUCAGAGAGCAUAACAAAAUUUAAAGCAGAUAUCAAUUCAACAAGGGGAAUAACACUGCGUUUAUUAUACGCUAUUCGGGCAUUUUUUCAGUGCCUUUUAACCUUAGCAUUCAUUGUGGUUAACGCCUGUUUUCACGAACAAUUGAAGGAGCAAAUCAAUUGUAACACUGAUCAUAUCAUCCACGAAAAAUACUCUCGCUUCACGUGCUACAAUGUCCUCAGUUCAUACUUCUCCGUUACACUGUGUAUAUAUUACAUUUUACUUGUUUUUUGUGCUGUUAUACUUGUUAUUAACUGCGCUUGGACAUAUAAGAAGCUCAAUCGACCGUUCGACUUUAAGAAGGAGCUGAUGACGCAUAUCCAAUCACCAAUCCAAAAAAAAAACCCAGAAGAACCAGUAAAACCAGAAGAACCAGAAGAACUAGAAGAACAAGAAGAACAAGGGGAUUCUAACUCGGUAUUCGUCCCAAUGGUAGACCCAACCGAACAAGAUUGUAGACAAGAACAAGAAGAACAAGGGGAUUCUAACUCGGUCCCUCUAGCUCCUGGCGGACAGUUCAACCAGGAUCUAAACAUAAUACGCCUUGCUGAAUUACAUCCAGCAACUGGAGAAUUCGCCUUCAUUCUUCAUCUACUGAACGCAAGUUCAAGUAAUAAGCGGCAUUUACUGAGAAUUGCAAUCUUUGGCUCGAGUAAAAACGAGAAAAUUAUUAAAGACUUGAUGCUUUGCAUAAAAUGGCCCAAGGAAAAGCUCGAUAGUAAAACAACUCAAAGUGGUCGAGAAUUGGAGCUUACUUUUUCAAAUGGAGUGCCAAUGUCCCUCUUUGAAAUGAAGCAGUUAGAAUCAUUGACCUUAUGUGGUCUGACAAUGCGUGACUUUGAUUGUACAAACAAGUGGGCCAAGCUUAAAAGUCUUAAAUCACUUUCACUGACAAAAGGCAACUUGACAUCUAUCCCUGAGGAAGUGUUUCGUCUGGUGUCCCUGGAGAAGUUAGACUUGAACAAUAACAGGCUUACCUCAAUACCUGAAAGUAUUGCACAGUUGAAUAAAUUAACCAAUUUGAACUUGGCACACAACAACAUCAGUGAAGUCCCUGAAUACGUCUGGCAGAUAGGGUGUCUUAGAGAGCUGUUUCUAUCUCACAAUAGCAAUCUUACCCUGAAUAAACCUGAACAUCAACACAAGUUAACGGUAUUGCAUAUCGACGAAGACAUGCGCUCCCGGAUGGAAGAACCCACCGAAGUAUAUUUCCGUCCUGUUCUACACAAUGGAGACAUUUUAAAACCGUUCUUUACGUUUUCUCUGGCGUUUGACCCUGCUGCUGACGAACAAACAUACAAUAUGAAAUCAAAACGGAAGGGUUUAGCCAUGAUUUUCAAUUUUGAAUCAAAAGUAUAUCAGAACGAAGAUGACCUUGAUUAUUUAUUUCGGACUAUUGGUUACGAAAUACGUUCAAGUGAAAUAAAUACGAUUCAAACGAAUGAAAGUAAAUUGUCUAAUUUAAAAGAACAGUUGAAAGGCAUCCGUAGUCCUUAUAAUUCAGUCAUUUUGGCUGUAUUGUCAUGUAGUGAUGGACAAGACGUAUUUCUGUCAAGAGAGGAGAAAGUCAGCGUUGAGGCUCUGGUCGGACUUAUGUGUGGGAUACCACACUUGAAUGGAAAGCCAAAAGUACUUUUACUUAUUCAUAAUCGUACCAGCUGCAAUGGCUAUGACGAUGAAAUAUUCAAAGUUAUACCUUGUUUAAAGGAGCCAAAAGAUGAAGAUGUCCUAAUUGUCUACUCCGAUCUGUAUUGUGAUCACAAUGUUUCAUUCAUUAAGGAAUUCGUGAAAGUGUCGAGCGAUUACUGCUGCCGUGAAGAUCUGCUGACUCUUCUUGAUAGGACAAAACAUCAGCUUAUUCCGAAGAUCGAUUUUUCCAAUUACAUGCGAAGCGUAGUAACGAAAAAUACUUUCACCAAAAAGUUAUUUUUCUUUCCUGGUGUUUUCUAGGAUGAGUAUGACAGUAAUGGAAGUACCAACACUUAGAAUUGGGGAAGCGAAUUGUAUCUUCGCUUCACUUCAUUCUGUGAAAAGCAUGUUCUGUUUUGAUCGGCUCGUCUCUGCGCCAUUGACGUCAAAGCGCGCACGCCAACAUGUUUUUUUCAUCACUAAAAUCGAAAAGAACGAGUUGUCCUUCGAAAUUUACAUUAAUCCCUAGAAAUGGCAAAGCACUUAGCUAAGAUUAUUAUACGUCCCUUAUGUUUAUAUAUUUAAAUACUACCUAGAAUUGUUAUAGCCUUUAGUUUAUACGUGUAUGUAUGUUUAUAUAUUGCAAUACUCCCGAGAACUCGCAUAGCUCUCAGUUUAGAGAAGAAUACGUCUUGUAUCUUUAUAUAAUGGCAGUUCCAGGACAGCUAGUUGCUUAUGGGUAAUUUUUUUUAGAAGCAUGAAGGUUAUAUAAAUGAACUCUCCAGCGAUGCAAUCCAUAUUCCCCUGUAUUUGGAUGGAAUAUAAUGAGACCCAUGGUACCUUUCGGUCGUAGAACUUGAGUUAGACAAUCGACAUUUUCCGCUUGCAUGAACAACUUUUGUAUGUUUAUAUAUUGGAAUAUUCCAAAGAAUUGGCAUAUCACUCAGUUUGGAGUAGUAUAACGUCUGUAUGUUUAUAUAUUGGAAUAUUCCCAAGAAUUGGUAUAGCUCUCAGUUUAGAGUAGUAUAACUUCUGUAUGUUUAUAUAUUGGAAUAUUCCAAAGAAUUGGUAUAUCACUCAGAGUAGUAUAACUUCUGUAUGUUUAUAUAUUGGAAUAUUCCCAAGAAUUGGUAUAGCUCUCAGUUUAGAGUAGUAUAACUUCUGUAUGUUUAUAUAUUGGAAUAUUCCCAAGAAUGGCAUAUCACUCAGAGUAGUAUAACUUCUGUAUGUUUAUAUAUUGGAAUAUUCCCAAGAAUUGGUAUAGCUCUCAGUUUAGAGUAGUAUAACUUCUGUAUGUUUAUAUAUUGGAAUAUUCCCAAGAAUUGGUAUAGCUCUCAGUUUAUAGUAGUAUAACGUCUUUUGACAAAGGUGUAUGUCUUGUAAGUGGUAUGCGCAAAAUGCAAUUAAUAAUAUUCAUAGCAUAAUCGUCAAGUACGCGGUAAACCUGCAGAAGCUAGCAGAGGAACUUGUUCAUUCUGGAUAAAAUUGAUUAUAGUUUAAUGUUAGCGGGCCAAAAGUUGAUGGAAGAAUUGAUUGACAACUUGGCUUGUUUUUAGUUGUGUCCCCUCUUGAAAGGAAGACGGAGCUUGAAGUUUACCUCAUACUCUUUAGCCAAAAAAGUUUACUAAUAUCAUAGAGUUACCUAGGGUUUGUUUAUUGACCUCUAUAGUCUAGUGUCAACUAGUGUCUACAGGGAUUUUCAAUUUGGGAUUAUAAGUGUAAAAAAUACUCUCCUCUAUGUCACUCGUAGCUUAGCAACAUAUUUUACGCGACGUUCACUAUAACGUUUUUGUAUUAUUACCAUAACGACUUUAGAAGGAACGACAUGAAUUGCACAUAAGGUCUUGAUGUCUUAUAUGAAAAGUGGACCACCAAAUCAAUUCAUUUGAAUUAUCAAAAAAAAAAAAAAUCGAGUGUUGGAAUCGAUUCGGUUGUCCGCUCGUCAUAUAAGACAAGUGGGACUGAACUCAUAUACGCAAAAUAGAGUGGUUUGCAACAACAGUUUUUUAAAUUUUCUACCAAACACCUAAAACUGCGAUUUCAUUUGCUCGUGCGUCGCGCCUCGCCGAUAAUUAUAAUCUAAUUUUUAUUUGAGAAUUUGCAAACUAUAUCAUUUAAACUCUGUCCAGGGCGUGUUGUACCUAAAAAGGGUACUGUGCGUCUUUGUUAUAUCGCAUCUUGUACGAAACUCUUCGCUAACGUUGUAAGUGGAAUAAAGUUGCCGGUACCCACU